This is a messenger RNA of Exophiala viscosa, 2541 nucleotides long. RefSeq names its product exonuclease 1. Gene Ontology annotation, cellular component: nucleus. Gene Ontology annotation, biological process: mismatch repair; DNA double-strand break processing; DNA recombination. Lineage: Eukaryota; Fungi; Ascomycota; Eurotiomycetes; Chaetothyriales; Herpotrichiellaceae. Gene Ontology annotation, molecular function: 5'-flap endonuclease activity; metal ion binding; 5'-3' DNA exonuclease activity. The transcript has 2 exons. Bases 157 to 2463 code for a protein of 768 amino acids. The record is from RefSeq and is a predicted model, not a curated record.
ACCACACAAUAGUAUAGUCCUGAUGGCCCAGGAAAGUCGAUUGAUGUACGAUCUGGUCUUGCGAAGCCACACUGCCGUCACUCCUGCCGUCAGGUAUCUCUCUCGCAGUUUCAGUAUCCAUUCUACUUAGGCGGUGAAGGAUUCCGCGCCACAGAAAUGGGCAUCAAGGGCUUGCUGCCCUUGCUCAAAUCAAUCCAAAAGCCCUGCAACCUGAAGAAAUUCGCCGGACAAACGCUUGGAGUUGACGCUUACGGAUGGCUACACCGUGGUGUUGUGGGCUGCGCCUUCGCCCUUGCCCUGGACAAACCGACGAGUGUGCAUAUUGAUUUUGUGCUGAGCAGGGUCCGAAUGCUUCUUGACUUUGGAGUGACGCCUUAUUUGAUCUUUGAUGGAGACAACCUACCCAGCAAAGCUGGUACAAAUGCUGCGAGACGAAAGAGGAGGGAAGAAAGCAAGGCGUUGGCAUUAGAGUUGCAGAAAGCGGGCAAGACCAGUCAAGCACAGCAAGAGUUUCAAAAAGCGAUCGACGUCACCCCAUUCAUGGCACGGCAGCUGAUUGAAGAACUCAAGAAGCUCAAUGUUCAGUAUGUUGUGGCACCGUAUGAGGCCGAUGCGCAGCUGGUCUAUCUGGAACAGAAAGGCAUCAUCGACGGAAUACUGUCUGAAGACUCCGAUCUCUUGGUUUUUGGAGCAAGACGACUUCUAACCAAGCUCAAUCAAUAUGGCGAACUGGUCGAGAUUGACAGAGCAGAUUUCCCAAUGUGCAAGGAGAUGAAUCUGGCUGGGUGGACCGACUCAAUGUUCAUGCGCAUGGCGAUUCUCAGUGGAUGCGAUUACCUACCAAACAUUGGAAAGAUUGGGUUGAAGACAGCCCAUGCCUAUGUUCGGAGACACAAAGAUAUUGAGAAAAUCAUCCGUGUGAUUCAGUUCGAGGGAAAAUUGAUGGUCCCUGCGGACUACUCGAAGAUGUUUGAGCAAGCAGAGUUGACGUUUUUGCACCACCGUGUCUUCUGUCCCAUCGCGCAGAAGAUGGUCUGCCUGAAGGAACUUAGCCCGGGCAUGCUAGAGGAAGAUAUGCCUUAUCUGGGUCCCUUUGUGAACUCGGAUACGGCGACAGGCGUUGCUUGCGGAGACUUGGACCCUUUCUCGAAGAAGCCCAUUCAUGUUCAGCCGAGGAACGGUACGCCGGUCAGUCGUCCAGCGCUUGGUGAGAACCGUCGACAAAGUUACGCUACGCCUGCGGACCUCAAACCGGAGAAAUCCAUUGAGACCUUCUUCAAACCACAGAGACAGCCGCUUGCAGAGCUGGACCCAAACAGUCUUACGCCUUCACCGUCACAGCAAAGACUCCUUGAGCGCCAUCGGAACGAGUCAUGGGAACCGAGGCUGGUAUCCUCGGCUCCUGCCUUGAGACGCGGCAUGACUACCCCGGCUCAAAUCUCAGCAGGCACCGAUCGCACCGCGUUUCUCGCAAGGGCUUCAACGAAGUCAACGUAUCAGCCUCCGAAGCGACAACGAUUGUGCGCAGAAUCUGUAGACCCUUCGCCCAUACAAGAGACGAAGCAGAGUCCGUUCUUUACAUCCACUUUCGAGCAAGUGGAGGUCAGUCCACUAGCAGAGAAGAAAGCGAAGGUCAAAAAGUCCAGGCGGUCAGCGUUUGAGGUCUUUUCCGACUCUUCUGUUGGUGAGAUGUUGCUUGAUGGUGAAGUGCAGCAAAAAGCCAGUCCACAGCAGGAGGUGAUCUAUCAGCACCCUACAUACCCAGACCUAGGGGAUUUGAGCGAGAAUGCAAAUGGUCUAGAUUCGAUACCCCAGUCCUCGCCGCCUGCUCAGCCAGCUCUAUCUGGCUCCACACCGUCCCAAGAGGGUAUCUCGCCGUCGCGAAGGUGUGUCAAGGGCGACGACGCCCGAAAUGGGUCACAAGCUCGCGAGCUCAGUCAAGACGAUGAUCCUGAAGCAUUUGAAGACCUCCUAGAUUUCCAUGUGCGGAAGCAGAAUGAAGCAAUCUUGCAGAAGUUUGCUUUUACACCAUCGCAGAAGCCAGCUAUGAGGUCUCUAUCAAGCCCAAAGGGAAAGCAGAUGGCUUUCUCCGCGCAGCCAGAGGUGGUGCAAAUGGCUGCACUCAGUAAGCUCUUCACGGAGGAUAGAGUACCGGAACCACGCCCUAGUCCUGACCUACGCGAAACAUUCGCGCAUCAGUCACCAGAAGCACGUCAGUCAGCUUUGAAAUCACUCUCUGCGGAUGUUGCGACACCUGGGAGGAUAUUGGACGAAGGCGUGCCAAAGAGGUCCGCAGUUCUCAGCCCACCAAUGCGUGAGCAUUCUCCGUCUAUCACCAGAAACGAGGUACGAGGGAGCGAGGAUGCGAUGGUGCCUAACAGCGAGGACGAGUGCUCCGAAGUAGGGUCACCCAUACGGAAGCCGACAUUUGACUUGAGUUCAUUUGCUUUUGUACGGGCAUGAGCGUUUGGGCAUUGUGUUCAGCAUUUUGAUUGGCGUUCUUUCGAGUCGGGGUUUACAUUGGCGCCAGCGAGGCAAUGU